GGCGGGAAUAAAUUAUUGCUUCAUCCUUCCUUCCGGUGUUUUUACUCUAUUUUGCCCGUGUAAUAAAAAAGUAUGAAAUUUAAAUAGAAAACUAAUUGGUUCAAAAUGACGUUCCGGUUAAACCAUGUGAUGGAAAUUGAAGAGGUGGUUGAACCACUUGAUCCAAUUGAUGAAGCAGCGUGUAACAGAAUAUUAGAAUUAUUCGGCACUCCUUAUCCACAACUGACCAGACCACAAAUUUUGAUGUUGGACAGAAUUUUGGAGGCCGCUAAAACGGCCCAACUUCCUUACACGCACGUAUUCCAACCUCAAGAUGUUUUAUAUGAUGACACAAUGGAUGUCGAUGAUGAUAUACCUUUACUCAAUAUUAUUAAUCCUGAAUGCGUCCCACUACCGAAUUUAGCUCCGUACAUACAUCCUGUGAAGCUACAGAAAGCUACCGGACACACCGUGCCUGACUCAGUAGCUGAUCAGAUGAGGACUAUCUGGAACAAUUAUUUCAAUGCGCGAGGGGAUGACCAAGACCACAUAUGGUCUUGGUCAAACUGAUGUUUUAGAAUUUGUUGCAUUUAUCAACGGUGUCGUGGAUGAUCCUUUAUUGGGAAUACCUUUGGUCAAUUUGAUGGGAAAUGAGUGUCAUGUUCGGUAUAGCCACAAGCAGCAAUGUUUUUAUCGUUACUCUGCAUAUUGCAGUAGAAUGUGCAUGACAACAAGUUGUUUCAGAACAGAAGCCAAAGUUAUCUCCGUUGGUUUUCCAAACUGUUCACAACAUUAUAAUACAAAUGUCCACGUAGUAUUGGAGAUAACGCGUGGCAGUGAUGAUGAAGACGAAGAAUAUGAUUACAACCAUCCAAUUCGACACGUACUGUUCCAACUUUCGGUGGAUGGCAAUUGGAGUGAUGUACAAAUGAGAACAUAUUUACAAAAUGUGUGGCUUGAUCGCAAAUCGACAUACACCCCUAAUGUUCCAUCCAUCGUCACAGAAGCAUGGAUUUUCAAUAAUCACCAGUCAGCAGUGCACAAAAUUGCAUCUCUUCAGUUCUGUCAUCUUCUCCUGGCGUUGAAUGAUUCCACCUACGAGUAUAUACCGGAUAAUAUCACACUCCCCGUAAAUCUGCAGAACGAAGUUGGACCAAUUCUCGACUCUUUGGGUAUAAUAAUUAGUUUACAAGGAACCGUAUCAGAUGAAGAACUGGAGUCAGUCGGUCUCUCUGACUUAUUCGGGAUGCCUUUUGAAGAAGAGUUACUUAAAGAAUCCAAAAUUGUGUUAUAUCGUGAAUGCAAUAAUCACUUUGAAUAUAGAGGAGUAACCACAGAUUGGACAAAGAAGCAAUGGGCAACGAAGCAUGCUUCCAAAACCCUUCUUUUUGCAUGCAAGGAUCGUGGGCAGCAGUUCGCCUUAGAACCACGACGGAUAUUAUAUGACAAAACAGAUAUGGAAAAGACCGAAUUAUUAACCAUUCUUGGAUCAUUUAUAGUUAGUUAUUUGCAUGCCCCCAGACCAGACAACAAACAAGAUUUUGUUAACGUUAAUUGUAGAGUAGACAGUAGAUUUUUAGUUAAUAGACGACCAAUUAGUGUAAUGCAGGAUACUGCUCUUGAGGAGUACGAAGAUCGAGAGACGGACGACGAGGAUUGCAGUUAUGAGGACGAAGGACAAAUUUAUGAUUCACAACAUUUGACCAAUUUAGAGCUUUUGAUGCAAUGGAUAGCACAUGAGUAUCGUCUAAAGGUUGUUAUUACUGUGAAUCCAGGAGGGAUUGAGGAGGAACAAUAGUUGUUAAAUUUAUUUACAUAAUAAUGACCUCAAAUAAAUAAUAUAGUAAUACAUA
Molecule: messenger RNA, 1832 nt
Organism: Folsomia candida
Lineage: Eukaryota; Metazoa; Arthropoda; Collembola; Entomobryomorpha; Isotomidae
Exons: 6
Coding region: 503-1777 (424 amino acids)
Source: RefSeq, a predicted model, not a curated record